Molecule: messenger RNA, 2444 nt
Organism: Physella acuta
Lineage: Eukaryota; Metazoa; Mollusca; Gastropoda; Physidae
Product: phytanoyl-CoA dioxygenase domain-containing protein 1
Source: RefSeq, a predicted model, not a curated record
CUUAUAAAGUAGACAGACCGUCAGAAGGUUUAUAAAGUAGGCAGACAGUUCGUGUGGCCACAGUGUUGACGGUAGUGUUCGCUCAUCUUGAAAUCACCUAAACUUCCAAACGACAAGCCAAAAUGUCCGGUUUAGAAGGCCAAGAGCUGGUUGAGUUUUUUGACGUCAACGGCUACGUGUCAGGGCUGAAUGUUCUGGAUGAAAAAGAAACUUUGGAAGUCAGGGCCAACUUCGACAAAGUUCAGAACGAAAUUGGAGAAGAAAACGCCACCUACUCCCUCCACAACAAACACCUGACGGACGAGUGGGUUCUGAGGCUUGCCACACACCCCAACAUGCUGAAACCACUCAAGACUCUACUGGGGCCGAACCUGUUCCUACUGGACUCACGAUUUAUCUGCAAAUAUCCCGUGUCGGCUGCUGAGGAAAAGGAGGCUUUUGUGGCCUGGCACCAAGAUGUCAGGUACUGGGGAGUAGAGGGUGACGUCAUCAGUGUGUGGAUGGCCAUUGACGACGCUGACGUAGAAAAUGCCUGCAUGUUUGUUAUACCAGGUACCCACAAGUCCGGCCUGCUGGAGCACGUGUCUGAGACCAAAGAAGGGAACCUGCUGACCUCCAACCAGUCCAUCCCCGAGCAGCUCUUCGACGCCACCCAGGCCGUCCCCUGCCCCCUGAAGGCCGGGCAGAUGUCCCUGCACCACGGGCACCUGGUGCACGGCAGCGGCACCAACAGGUCGCCCCGCCGCCGGUGCGGCUACGUCAUCAGAUACGUCUCCACCGCCGCCAAGCCCAUCGAAGACCCGGACCGCCCAAGGUCGUUCCCUGCAACCGUGUUGGUGUCAGGGGUCAACGAGCCAGAAAAUUUUGAGGACCACUCCCCCGACUGGUUCAGCUGGAGCAGCUAAUGUAGGACCACUUGAGGACCACUGCCCGACUAAUGUAGGACCACUUUGAGGACCACUCCCCGACUAAUGUAGGACCACUUUCAGGACCACUCCCCGACUAAUGUAGGACCACUUUCAGGACCACUCCCCGACUAAUGUAGGACCACUUUGAGAACCACUCCCCGGAAUGGUUCAGCUGGAGGAGCUAAUGUAGGGACACUUUGAGGACCAUUCCCCCGACUAAUGUAGGGACACUUUGAGGACCAUUCCCCCGACUAAUGUAGGGACACUUUGAGGACCAUUCCCCCGACUAAUGUAGGGACACUUUGAGGACCAUUCCCCCGACUAAUGUAGGGACACUUUGAGGACCAUUCCCCCGACUAAUGUAGGGACACUUUGAGGACCAUUCCCCCGACUAAUGUAGGGACACUUUGAGGACCAUUCCCCCGACUAAUGUAGGGACACUUUGAGGACCAUUCCCCCGACUAAUGUAGGGACACUUUGAGGACCAUUCCCCCGACUAAUGUAGGGACACUUUGAGGACCAUUCCCCCGACUAAUGUAGGGACACUUUGAGGACCAUUCCCCCGACUAAUGUAGGGACACUUUGAGGACCAUUCCCCCGACUAAUGUAGGGACACUUUGAGGACCAUUCCCCCGACUAAUGUAGGGACACUUUGAGGACCAUUCCCCCGACUAAUGUAGGGACACUUUGAGGACCAUUCCCCCGACUAAUGUAGGGACACUUUGAGGACCAUUCCCCCGACUAAUGUAGGGACACUUUGAGGACCAUUCCCCCGACUAAUGUAGGGACACUUUGAGGACCAUUCCCCCGACUAAUGUAGGGACACUUUGAGGACCAUUCCCCCGACUAAUGUAGGGACACUUUGAGGACACUCCCCGACUAAUGUAGGACCACUUUGAGGACCACUCCCCGACUAAUGUAGGACCACUUUGAGGACACUCCCCGACUAAUGUAGGACCACUUUGAGGACCACUCCCCGACUAAUGCUGGAAAUCACAAAAUGUUUAAAAAUAUACUAGAUUAUUUAUUUAUUUAUUUAUUGUUCGCCAUUAAUUUAUUAUUUCUGAAAUAGCAUUAGUGCUGUUUAUCAUGAUUGUAGCGUUCGCAUGCUUUUAAUUUUAACAUGUAAUACCACUAUUUCAUCUCAAAUAACGUUUUGUUUUCAUCAUCAUUACCACCAUCACUACCAUCACCAUCAUCAUCAACGUCACCACAACAACCACCGCCAUCAUUAUAAUCAUAGUCGUCAUCAACAUCAUUACCACAAUCAUCAUCGUCACCACUACUACCAUCGCCACCACCAUCAUCAUAAUCAUAGUCUUCAUCACCAUUAUCAUCAUCAACGUCACAACCACCACCACCACCACCACAAUCAUCAUCAUCACCACUACCAUGAUCUCGAGUCAGUCCAAUGCGAGAAAUAUCUGACCGCAGCUUUUAUCUACUUUCUACGCUUGAUUGCAAUCACUGACCAAAGGAAUGGUUCCUUACUGAUGUAGCUUGUAUGGUCAUGUAGUGAAUAAAGAAUUGAUUCCC